AUGAGACCCGGGCCCCCCGCUUUCUGUAGAGUGCAAGUUGCCAACGGGCGUUAUGGAUCUCCUGCCGAAAACCAAGUACAACCACCUGCGCAACGAGUCCGUCAGCUCGGUGGAGGAGGCUCUGGGGACGCCGGCUUCCUCCGUGGACAUCAUGGUGGCCGAGUCUUUGCCCAACUCGGCCUCCUCUUCCUCCCUCGCCCCCAUGUUACCCCUGGCUGAGCUCUCUCCUCGGAGUCCGGAGGACAGUCCCACCACCCUCUGCUCCUUCUUCCCCAAAAUGGCCAACCUGAAGCUCUCCAACCCGGCCAACCUCCUGAACCUGCGCAGCUUCUCCUCCGGGGCGGGGAAGGAGACGGGCAGCCCGGGGGAGACGGCCGACAAACGCUGAGAGCCCCGACUUAGGGGAGGACUUUUACUGUUUUUCUCUCUCAGGAUAUGAACAAGCUGAGCUGCGGGAGGAAGUCCCGGGUGGAAGGAGGACAACUGGCGGGAGACGAGUGGACCCGGCAUGGCAGCUUCGUCAACAAGCCCACCCGGGGGUGGCUUCACCCCUGCGAUGACAAAGUGAUGGGCCCCGGAGUCUCACCUACCUCGUCCGGUACAUGGCUGUGUGAGGUUCUGCAGUCGAUGCGCGCUCUGGACUUCAAUACCAGGGACACAAGUCACAAGGUGGGUCUGCUGGUCAUGGUGAUCUCCUCCGAUCGGUCUGGUUGUGUCUCGCAGACGGGAGGCCGCGCCCUCAACUCCAUCCUGGGGAAGUGCAACCUGAAGUUUGCUGGGAUGCCGAUCACCCUCACCGUGUCCACCAGCAGCCUCAACCUCAUGGCUUCCGACUGCAAGCAGAUCAUCGCAAAUCACCACAUGCAGUCCAUAUCCUUCGCCUCCGGGGGAGAUCCGGACACAGCAGAGUAUGUAGCUUACGUUGCCAAAGAUCCAGUGAAUCAAAGAGCCUGCCACAUAUUGGAGUGCCCUGAGGGCCUCGCCCAGGAUGUGAUCAGCACCAUCGGACAGGCCUUUGAACUUCGCUUCAAACAAUACCUCAAAAACCCCCCAAAAUUAGUGACUCCCCAUGACAGGAUGGCCGGUUUUGACGGCUCCGCGUGGGACGAGGAAGAGGAGGAGCUUCCAGACCACGCCUACUACAACGAUUUUCCAGGCAAAGAGCCGCCACUCGGCGGGUGGUGGACAUGAGGUUACGGGAGGGAGCGGCUCCUGCUGUCCCGAGGCAAAGCCCCAACCACAUGGGGGCCACGCUGCCAGUGGGGCAGAUCACCGGGGCGGAGCAGGACCCACGGAAGCUGCAGCCACAGGCCUCUGUGCAAGGUAAGGAGCGUUUCCCGUACCGGGCGCCAAGCCCCUGAAUCGGCCUGACCUCUUCGAUGACCCUUCAUAUGUCAACGUCCAGAACCUGGAGAAGUCCCGGCAGCCGCUGCGAGGGACCACCAACGGCCAGAGGGACAUCUUUGACAUGAAGCCAUUUGAAGAAUCUCUUCCCCCGGGCCAGCCCAUCGUCAGCAUGGAGGAGCAGCUGAAGCGGGAGCCGUGGUAUCAUGGGAAGGUGACCCGGAAGGAGGCAGAGAGGCUUCUACGAGUCAAUGGAGACUUCCUAGUAAGAGAGAGCACCACCACCCCGGGGCAGUACGUCCUGACCGGCCUCCAGAAUGGGCAGCCGAAACACCUUCUGCUGGUGGAUCCGGAGGGAGUGGUUCGGACUAAGGACCACCGCUUUGAGAGCGUGAGCCACCUCAUCAGCUACCACAUGGACAAUCACUUACCCAUCAUCUCCGCCGGGAGCGAGCUGUGUCUUCAACAACCCGUGGAGCGGAGACAGUGA
This is a messenger RNA of Staurois parvus, 1834 nucleotides long. NCBI's taxonomy places the organism in Eukaryota, Metazoa, Chordata, Amphibia, Anura, Ranidae. The record is from the annotation of a GenBank genome assembly.